Cuscuta europaea is the source of this 1510-nucleotide messenger RNA. The record is from the annotation of a GenBank genome assembly. Lineage: Eukaryota; Viridiplantae; Streptophyta; Magnoliopsida; Solanales; Convolvulaceae.
GUCAAGAUUCAGAGGACAAAGCUAUUAAGGCGAUGGUUUCUUUUGUGGGUUCGACUCCUCUCAGCAUCUGCGUCCGCGAUAAUGGGGCGUCUUCUUCGUCGUCAUCUUGCUCUACUGCGUGGAAACCAUCCAAAAUGUUUUGUUCUCUUAGUUUCAGUAGAAAUGAAUUCAACAGAAGGGUAGUUUGUGCUUGUGUAACUCCUCCUCAAAACGUGAAAUCUGCUGAUUCAAAUGAAUUUUCUUCCCCGAAAUUCAAUAGUUCAGCUGAAUCUGAAAAUCUGAGCUUGAUGGUGGAGGCUGGUGAUGGGUCCGAUGUGCUUAUUGAGUGCAGGAAUAUAUACAAGUCAUUUGGAGAAAAGCAUAUUUUAAGAGGUGUGAGCUUCAAGAUAAAGCAUGGAGAGGCUGUUGGAAUAAUUGGGCCUUCAGGGACUGGGAAGUCUACAAUCUUGAAGAUAAUGGCUGGGCUUCUUGCUCCAGAUAAGGGUGAGGUUUUAGUCCGAGGUAGAAGACGGCAUGGACUAAUCAGCGAUGAGGAAAUUUCUGGUCUUCGAAUUGGCUUAGUGUUUCAGAGUGCAGCACUUUUUGACUCCUUGACUGUUCAAGAAAAUGUUGGUUUCCUUUUAUAUGAGAACUCCACAAUGCCCGGAGAUAAAAUUUCUAAGCUAGUAGCAGAGACGUUAGCUGCUGUUGGCUUAAAGGGUGUAGAAAAUAGACUACCUUCUGAAUUGUCUGGUGGAAUGAAGAAAAGGGUUGCUCUAGCUCGGUCUAUAAUUUUUGAUACAACUAAAGAUAUAGCUGAGCCAGAGGUGCUGUUAUACGAUGAGCCCACAGCUGGGCUGGAUCCGAUUGCAUCAACAGUUGUGGAAGAUCUGAUCCGGUCAGUUCAUAUGAAAGGGGAGGAUGCCCUUGGAAAGCCUGGGCAGAUUGCAUCCUAUGUUGUGGUCACCCAUCAACACAGUACCAUCAGAAGAGCUGUUGACAGGCUAUUGUUUCUUCAUGAAGGUAGGGUUGUAUGGCAAGGAAUGACUCGUGAAUUCUCGUCAUCAACUAAUCCUAUUGUUAAGCAGGUAUAUAUGACUAGGAGAGGAAGUAAAGUAAGAUACGAUAAAUUUUGUGACUUGAUGUGUUGUGAUAAUUAAAACAUGGACGGAUUAAAUGUGGAUUUGUUUCCUAGUUUGCAUCAGGGAGCUUAGAUGGCCCAAUCAAAUACCAUUAGGGCUUCCUUGCUUGAAGGAGGGGGGGAGGAAGGAGUUUAAAUGUCUAGUAAUGGUGAGAUAAGACAUUUCGCGGUAUCAAUUUCUUUCAAGGUCAAAACUUGGACACAAUUCAUUCGCAGAUAUAUUUUGUGUUGUGUUAUUUUAUCUACCAGCUUAUGACGUGUCAAACAUACAUUUGGUAUGUUGUACUGCGGGCGUAAUGCAAGUGUAAUAAUGUAAUUGAAUCUUGCUUAGUUGAUUGCCCCUAAAUUAAAGAUGGCUAAAUUGUUUUAUAAAAAAUACGUACCUAGUAA